ACACAAGUCAGCCAAGCAAGCGCAAACCAGAGCAAACCACGUUGAGAGAUUCGAGAGAGAGAGAGAUUUAAGAGAGGGAGCAUUCACCAUUUGAUUAGCUCAUCCAACUUAUUCUUUUCCCAAGGGGUUCCCUGAGUUUCUGUAAAUUUUAAAGAUCACAAGAGAUACAACACUAUGGCCAAAGGAGUUGCAGUUUUGAACAGCAGCGAGGGUGUUAAGGGGACUAUCUUCUUCACCCAGGAAGGACAAGGUGUGACCACUGUCACUGGAACACUUUCUGGCCUUAAGCCUGGUCUCCAUGGUUUCCAUGUCCAUGCUCUUGGUGAUACCACUAACGGUUGCAUGUCUACUGGUCCACAUUUCAACCCUGAUGGUAAAACACAUGGUGCCCCAGAGGAUGCUACUCGACAUGCUGGCGACCUAGGAAACAUCACUGUUGGAGACGAUGGAACUGCCACCUUCACGAUCACUGACUGCCAGAUUCCUCUUACUGGACCAAACUCUAUUGUUGGAAGGGCUGUUGUUGUCCAUGCAGACCCUGAUGACCUCGGAAAGGGAGGCCAUGAACUCAGCUUGACUACCGGAAAUGCAGGCGGCCGUAUUGCUUGCGGUAUCAUUGGUCUCCAGGGCUAAAGCUGUUACAUUUCCAAAGAAGAGAUUGCUGUAAUAAGGAGGUCCAACGUUAGACCUGGGUUUGGUAAUGUGUGUGUAUCUUUCGGUGUGUGGCUAUAACUUCUGAGCUUAGUUGCUCAAAGCAUUUGUAGUUCAGACAGAAAACAGAGAAAAUUCCGUACUUUUACCAUUUUCUGAAUAAAAAGAGAGUUGGUUUAACA
Capsella rubella is the source of this 833-nucleotide messenger RNA. Its product is annotated as superoxide dismutase [Cu-Zn] 1. NCBI's taxonomy places the organism in Eukaryota, Viridiplantae, Streptophyta, Magnoliopsida, Brassicales, Brassicaceae. Gene Ontology annotation, biological process: removal of superoxide radicals. The record is from RefSeq and is a predicted model, not a curated record. Gene Ontology annotation, molecular function: copper ion binding; superoxide dismutase activity. The transcript has 8 exons. The coding region runs from base 175 to 633 and encodes 152 amino acids.